GCCGCAGACGACCUAAGGAAGAAAAGAUGCUGUCUCGUGUGGUGCGCGCCGGUGCGCGCUCGUUCGCGACCGACGCCAAGAAGGCCUCGGGCUCGGUGGGCCAGAUCACGCAGAUCAUUGGUGCCGUCGUGGAUGUCCAGUUCAAGGACAACCUGCCCCCCAUCCUGAACGCCCUGGAGAUCAAGACCCAGGACAACACGCGCAUCGUGCUCGAGGUCGCCCAGCACCUGGGUGAGAACACGGUCCGCACCAUCGCCAUGGAGGGCACGGACGGUCUCGUCCGCGGCCAGGAGUGCGUCGACACGGGCAACCCCAUCAUGGUCCCCGUGGGUCCCGAGACGCUCGGCCGUAUCAUGAACGUGAUCGGCGAGUCCGUGGACGAGCGCGGCCCCAUCAACGCCAAGCGUUACGCGCCCAUCCACACGUCGGCCCCGCUGCUGACGGAGCAGGGCUCUGGCGCCGAGAUCCUGGUGACGGGCAUGAAGGUCGUGGACCUGCUGGCCCCGUACGCCAAGGGUGGCAAGAUCGGUCUCUUCGGCGGUGCCGGUGUCGGCAAGACGGUCGUCAUCAUGGAGCUCAUUAACAACGUGGCCAACAACCACGGUGGUGUGUCGGUGUUCGCCGGCGUGGGCGAGCGCACCCGUGAGGGUAACGACCUGUACUACGAGAUGAUCGAGUCGGGUGUGAUCAAGAUCAACGAGGACGGCACGACCACCGGCUCCAAGGCCGCCCUGGUGUACGGCCAGAUGAACGAGCCCCCUGGAGCCCGUGCCCGCGUCGGCCUGACCGGUCUGACCGUCGCCGAGUACUUCCGUGACGUCGAGGGCCAGGACGUGCUGCUGUUCGUCGACAACAUUUUCCGCUUCACGCAGGCGUGCUCGGAGGUGUCGGCUCUGCUGGGCCGUAUCCCGUCCGCUGUGGGUUACCAGCCGACGCUGGCCACGGACCUGGGUGCUCUGCAGGAGCGUAUUACCUCGACCAAGAAGGGCUCCAUUACCUCGGUGCAGGCCAUUUACGUGCCCGCCGAUGACCUGACGGACCCGGCCCCGGCCACCACGUUCUCCCACCUGGACGCCACGACCGUGCUGUCGCGUCAGAUUUCCGAGCUCGGUAUCUACCCGGCCGUGGACCCCCUCGACUCCAAGUCGCGUAUGCUCGACCCCCGCAUUAUCGGCCAGGAGCACUACGACGUGGCCCGUGCCACCCAGAAGCUGCUGCAGGACUACAAGGGUCUGCAGGACAUUAUCGCCAUUCUGGGUAUGGACGAGCUGUCGGAGGACGACAAGCUCACCGUGGCUCGCGCCCGUAAGGUGCAGAAGUUCAUGUCGCAGCCGCUGCACGUGGCUGAGGUGUUCACGGGCAAGGCCGGCAAGUUCGUGCCGCUCGUCGACACGAUCUCGUCGUUCAAGGACAUCAUCGCCGGCAACUACGACGACCUUCCGGAGGCCGCCUUCUACAUGGUCGGUGGCAUCGAGGAGGUGAAGGCGAAGGCUGCUGAGCUGGCGGCCGAGCUCGACGAAUAAGUUACUCGGUUCGAUAUGCAGAGCGGAAAAGCAACCCAACUCCUUCCAGCGGAAGAAAGCGGCGUCUAGUGUGCGGCACGUGAGACCGGAAAUUGAAAAAGCAACAAAGUACUCGAGCAGGCCUCUGCGGUUUGUAAUUGGACUAGCUUUCUUUGUAUCUGCUGCUUCUCAUUUCAUUUCGACGUGAUGUGUACGAGCUCCAACCUUCUCCCAUAAAGCAAUGAAAAACAUAACUCAAACACUCCUGUCGUUCGUUGUUCAUUCAUUCCGCCAUGAAGCUACAGCUACGCUACGUCAAAACGUUCAAGAGUGCGUGGCGACUUGUUCAUUCACCGCUCGACACGUGUGGUCGAGGCGGAUCGUCGGACCCAAGGUGGUGGUUUCUGGCACAAAGUCGUGUUGCCGUGGUCUUGAGUCCUCACACUCUUCUGAUAAUCUACUGUGGCUUGUCGGCACUUGUCGAGACGCAGAAGUGCACAUGGACAGCAGCAGGUGUAUUGCUUCAGUUCAUAGUGGACCGAUCACCUACCUUUUCCAGCGGUGUGCACAGAACGAGCCUAGCCUACAGUACAGUCAUCAUUGAGAGACCCCGAACGCACGCGUCUUUUGCUGUUUCUCGAUUUAUGACGAUCACGAAUUGCGGCGCAACACAGAGGACAGUCCUUGGGCAGCUACACCACGCCACGCCACGCUCCUCUCUUCUAUUUUCUAAUCAUAUUCGAAGUCCUCAUCGAAGUCCUCGUCGUCGUCAUCGUCGUCCACAAUCUCGUCGUCGUCCUCGAGCUCCGCGGCCGCGAUGAUUUCUUCGUCGAUAGCCUUCCACUGCUCGGGCGUGGGCUCCGGGUACCGGGACAGGUACGGCAGCAAUGCCAGCUGACGCGAGAUCUUGAUGGCCUGAGCCACCUUGCGCUGCUGCUUGGCCGUGAGGCCUGUGAACCGGCGCGGGCGGAUGCGGCCCGUGGGGGAGAUGAACAGCCGCAGCAGGUCCACGUCCAGCGCCAGCUCCACGACGUCCGGGUGGUUAGCGGCCACGAAGUACUUCCACGGCUUGGUCUUGUCCUUCCGGAAGGGCUUCCUCUUCUCGGCAGGCAGCAUCCAGUUGAGCAUCUCGGGCGAGACGGCGUAGCCCUGCUGCCAGUGCUGGAACGGGUCGGCCACGUCCUCGUCCGCGUUCACGCCGAUCUGACUCUCCGCGAGGCUCAGGGACGCGUCGUAGCCCGGCAUCUCCACGUACAGGCGGUCGUCCUCCACGUCGCCCGUGUAGCUGCCUAGGGCCACGCCCUCCUCGUCGUCGUACUCGCCGUCCUGCGCCUCCUGGUCCCACUCGGCCACCUCGCGCUCGAACUUCUUGGCCCACUCGGCGGGGCUCAGCUCGGCGUCCUCAUCGCCGUCCUCGUCAUCGUCGUCGUCGUCGAACUCCUCGGCGAACUUGAGGUCGCUCUCGUCGAGCUGCUGACUCAGGUACUUGACCGCGUCCGGCAGCUCCGUCAGGUCCUCGUCGUCCUCCACCUUGUCGAACGUCGACUUCUUCUUGAAAUCUAGAAUAUAAUACAGUAGCAACAAAGGUUAGCACUGGUUUAUCUGGUUAUGCACUAGUGGUAAACCUGUUGCGUUGCGUUGCAACAGGUUAACACUAGCCUAAAAGGUUUGUGACUUUGGAUACGCACCCUUCUUGCCGUCGUCCUUGCCCUUGGUGGCCAUCGAGCGGACGCCGCCAAUCACAGACAGCGCAUCGUUGUGCACGGCCAAUGAGCGCGGGAGCUGCGCACGCAGCACGGCGGACUUGGCGCCAGGACCGGCACGACGACCCAGCGCUAAUGCAUUGAUACGCACGUUUAGAGAGAGAUCGGGUUAGGGAGUUCAGCACUAGCCUAAAAUUUAGCACCACUUAACCGCCGCAACACGCACCAGCGAUCGCAGACGCGCAGGGACGAAGCCACACGCGCACCAUCUUGACGUCUCUCGGAUGCUCCUCCACCGCUCGCUGCUCGGGGGUUUGCUUCUGUGGUUGACAGCGGAGCUGUUCGCCUAUCUCGUGUGGACCCCUCCACGAACGCGUCCAUUGGAUAAAAAUAUGGUGUUGCAAGUCUGUGUACACUACAUAAAAUACACACAAAAUGCACACAUCCAAGUUGAAGUUGGUUCAUAAUAAACCAGUACACUAGCGGCCACAGCGAAUGAAAAAGUAACUUCAGUCCUCCUGGCUCGCACUCGUGCGUCCGCAAACCAGGUCGUCCGUCAUCUAAAUGCAAUCGCCGUUCAUGAAAACCUAUCUGCCUGCCUGCCACCUCCUCUCUCUCAUGUGCUGCUGUUUCUCCCGCGCUCUGCGCGAGGAGUGUUGUGACAGGAUCGUCGCAAGCAGAGGACAGAGCUACACAGUCGCCGCCGCGCCGGAUCCGCCAGACUUUGCAGCGCGAGCGUCAUCCGGCCACAGCAGUAACAAUGGAGCCCUCGCCUCCUCUUGGUCGUCGUCCCCUCUCCUCCUUCCCCCUACUGCGAUCUUCGCUCUACCCCAUCUCCGCCCGCUUGGUCCAACUCGUUAUCAUUCGCUGCUAUAGUGUCCGCAGGCAAGCUCGUGCAAGGCGCUCGCCGCGAUCUGCUCUGCAAAAAGACGCAACUUAGGCCGUUGACGAUGGAGCCUUCGAUGCUGCCAUCGACUCUAUUUUCCGCCACUUCUCCUGCUCUUUGUCCUUCACGUCGGCCAUCGCUUGCUCCUUCAGCGAGUACUCCUUUGCACACUGGUCAUAAAGCGCCAUGUCGUAGUCCAUGUAGAGCUUCAGCACGUUCUGGGCGAGGCCUUCGACUGUCGUGUUCCAGUGUCCCAGCGAGUUUCUAUGGAGGGGGCCGUAAAUGACCGGCAGGAUCAGGUGCGCGUGC
This is a messenger RNA of Phytophthora sojae, 4400 nucleotides long. RefSeq names its product ATP synthase beta subunit. The transcript has 2 exons. Gene Ontology annotation, biological process: proton transmembrane transport; proton motive force-driven mitochondrial ATP synthesis. Gene Ontology annotation, molecular function: proton-transporting ATP synthase activity, rotational mechanism; ATP binding; ATP hydrolysis activity. The record is from RefSeq and is a predicted model, not a curated record. Bases 27 to 1523 code for a protein of 498 amino acids. Lineage: Eukaryota; Oomycota; Peronosporomycetes; Peronosporales; Peronosporaceae.